AUGUCCGAGAUGAAAGAGCUGAUGCUGCAGCUGCAGAAAGACAACCGCGACGGGCGCCAGAGGAAGCAGGAGCUGGAGGAGCUGGUACGCGGGCUCGAGGCCGAGAGCGAGAGCCUCACCGGGCGCCUGCAGGACCUGCGCGAGCGCGAGCGCAGCCUGCAGCGGAGGCGAAGCCAGGCCUCGAGGACCCUUCGGGGGGAGGCGCGCGAGGCAGCGCGGGAGCGCGCGGAGCGGGCGCGCGGACUGUUGGAAGCAGCACAGCAGCGCAAGCAGGACCUGGAGCAACGUAGCCGGCAGCUGCAGGAGCAGUGGGAAGAACUGUCAAGUCAGCUAUUUUACUACGGAGGGGACCAACUGAGUCGGCAGCGCGCGGAGCAGCAACUCGGGACCCAACUGCUAGCAUUGCAGAAACAACUGGAGUUGCUGGAGGCCAAGCACGCGAUGCAGUCGGAGGGCCUGCGGCAGGGCGCACAGCGGACAGAGGAGGCCUGGGCCAGUUUCCAGGAGCAGAGCGGAGUCCUGCAGGAGCUGCAGGGGAAAGUGAUGGAGGCAGCGGCUGCGCUGGAUGCCUCGCGAGGCAGCGCGGAACUUGGCAACUCUCAGUCACGCCGGGUACAAGACUGCGCGGGGUCCCUCAUGGAGGAGGUGGCCAAGGCCGAGUGUAAGAAGCGGCUGUUUUGCGGCGCGGGCGCGACGGGCACCAAGUUGUGGGCGCUGAGCGCGCUGCAGAUGCUGCUGCUGCUGCUGCCCUUCGGGCUCCUGGCGCUGGCACUGCUCUACCUGCUGUUGGUCAAUCCCGAAGCCUUCCGCCGCGUGCUUCCGCGCCUGGUGUCGGACACCGCUUUCCGCCGCCUGCGCUAUACGCUGUCCCCGCUGCUCCAGCUGCGCGCGCGCGGGUUGCUGCCCGCCUAGGAUUCAUCACGUUGGCCGCGGUCACCUGCACUUCUGUCUCCCGUGUGGUUUCUGGGUGUCUGAGGGAAGCCAGCGGGAAUCGCGGGUGGGUCGUGUGCCCCUCGGGGCCCAGCGGCAGGCUCUAACAUCUGGUUCUCAGUGGGCGCGGGGCCUUCCAGGCGGACGCUGAGUCUAGAGAGGCUGUCUCCGGUUCCCCGCAGCGCUGGGGCGACCCGGCCCAGAACUCCGGCUCGAGUGGGGUGCGCCUUCGCUUGUUGCUCACACCAAGGGGCUCCUGGGCGGCACUGCGGAGAGGCCCUUUUCCCACAGCCCGUGCUGCAGCCCUGGAGCCAGUUGGGAAGUUGGUCUGUAUCUUGUUAAACUUGCCUUUUCCCCCCCUCCCCCUGCUAGUGAGCCUAGGGCGGUAGCGGAAAUUGGGGAGGGAGCUGGUCGGUCUGGUCUCCCUGGUGGUCUGUGUCCUUUGGCCCCGCGGCGCGGUUAUUAUUCAAGACCUUGGCAGUGUCCCUCUGUUCUCUUGAGAUGGAUUCUCCGCAGAGCGGGGCAGCUGGGCGGUCCUCUCUUUGGUCCGCUUCCAUGUCCGUGCUUGCGACUUCGGUCUUUCUAGGGGCAUCGUCUAGUGGCAGUGAUGAAUCUUGGUUUCAUUUUGUCUGAUACAAACACCGAUCUAAUUUUACUUUUUUUUUAGCAAUGAAAUUGUUCUAUGAUCUCCUUGUGCACACAAGUGUUUCUGCUGUGGCCUUUAAGCAAUUAUUCUCUUAUUGAUUUGUAUCCUCUAAUCUUUUUUUGGUUAAAUUUGUUUAUGGAAUGCUGUGUAUGAAGUUUUAUCAAAUUUAAGAAUCGUGCAGUGUCUUAAAAAAAUCCAUUCUUUGCCUGGAAGUCAUAAAGACAUUUAUAUAGUCCAAAUACUUUUUUCACUGGUGUAAAUAUUUUGUUUUUCCACCCAUCCAUCGGUACAUACUUGGGUUUAUGAUGCAAGAAUCUUUUUGCAUUUUCAUCCACAUUUUAGACUCAGCUUGUCAAUUUCCAUAAAGCAGUCUGGGGUUUUGAUUAUGCUGAAUUUAGAGGCCAAUUUGCAAGUAAUAUAUGUCUUCUAAUCUAACGCGAUGUCACUUUUUUUUUUAAAUUUCUCUCGGGAAUGUUUUGUAUUUUUUUAGCGUAGAGGUCUUACACAUUUUUACAUUUAUCCGUAGGUAUUUGAUGUUUUUUGGAUGCUGUUAUAAACGGUACAGAUUUGUAAAGAUUUUAUUCAUUUAUUUUGAGAGCGAGGGGAAGGGAAAGAGAAAAAGAGGAACAAUUGGUCGCCUCUUAUGCCCCCCUCCCCCAAAGGGGAACCUGCAGCCCAGGCUCGGACCCUGACCUGGAAUUUAACUGGCGGCCUUUUGCUUUGUGGGGUGACGCCCAGCCAAGUGAGCCGCCGGUCAGGGCGGUAUAGAUUUUUAGUUUCGUCUUCCAGCUGUUGAUUGCUAGCAUCUGGAAAUGCACUGGCUUUUGUAUAUUCACCUUUUAUUCUGUGAUAGCGCUGAACUUCCUUAUCCUUCUUUGAUCUUUUCUGUACAUUCCUCAGGAUUCUGCAGACAGUUUUAUUGUUAUGAAGCAGGACAAUUCCUCUUUUUCAUUUCAAUCUUUCUCUGUCCAUGAAAGGGAUACUGCUGUAUAAUUUUAUUUUCUUGGAAUGUCCCUGUCUUAUUUUAGUAUCAGGGCUAUGCCACCUUCACAAAAAAUGAACUGGGACAUGUUCUUUCUGUUUUCUGAGUGUGGGUGACAUCAGGUUACUUCUUUCUUUGAUAUUUAGCCCAGUGGCUUCAAACCUUUUUCAUCUUGUGCCACACAUAACUAAUUACUAAAAUGUUGUGGCACACCAAGAAACAUUUUUCCCCGUCUGACAAAAAAAAUAGGUGUGAUUUUGAUUCAUUCAUACCAGACAGCUAAUGUAUUGGCUGCUGCCUUUUUUAAAUUCGGCGUAAGGGAGAAGAGGUCAGCACCCCUGACUGAUCAGGCAGGCACGGCAGGUUUUAAAAGUCCCUGGGGCCACCCGGUGAAAAUUGCUGGUUCAGAUUCAUCUUGGCUUUAUGAUGAAAGUUAUAUUAUGUAGACUAAUAUGAUUAUAAUUAUAUUAUAUGUAAUUACAUAAUUGUUAUUAUACCUUAAUCAUUUCUUACACUGAAGACUGUAUGAAAUAUUGUAUUGUGAAUAUCUUCCCAGGGCUUUCUUUCCUAUGGUCCAAAUUAGUUUUUUCCCUUUUCUUGUGUGUUUUUCCUGAGAUCAAGACAUUCUCUUCUGUACUUUGUUCUGAGAGCCUUUCACAUUUAUCUUUAACAUACAGCUCUACCGUCCACCUGGAGGUGAAUAUGUCACAUAUGAGGCAGGUGGUCGAGAUUCUCUCUUCUGUGCGGAUAUCUGGUUGACAUACUACCCUGAUUGAAAAGCCCCCCUUUCUCCUCCGGCCCUGCCUGUCACGGGGUUUGUGGGAGGGCUCCUGAGCUUCAUCUCUCUGGUAUUUAUUCAUCUUUCCUGGCACCAGUUAGCAACACUGUUUCAACUACUGUAUGUCAGGUCAGGGUAAGUGUUGAUAUCUAGGUUUGCUGGUCCCGAGGAUGGAAAUCCUGUAUUUUUACCUCUGGGUUCCCAUGCAAAUUUAGACUUGCCAAGUCUACUACACAUCUUUCUAGGAUUUUGACUGGCACUGGCGGUGAAACUACAGACCAGUUUGGGGAGAACAAACAUCUUCUUUCAAUCCAUGAAUGUAUUACUCUGUUUAGAUCUUUCAACAGUUGUAGUUUUCAGCAUUUCUUUUUUUUUAAGUGUUUUUUUAAAUUUUUUAAAAUUUAUUUUCUAUUGAUUAUGCUGUUACAGUUGUUCUAUUCCCCCCCCCUUCAUUCCCCUCCACCCUAUCCCCCGUCCCCACCAUUAUCCCCCCUUAGUUUAUGACCAUGUAUCUCAAGUUCUUUAGAUUCUAUAUUUCCCAUGCUAUUCUUGCCUCCCCAUCUAUUUUCUAUCUACUGUCUAUGCUACUUAUUUUCUGUACCUUCU
Molecule: messenger RNA, 3942 nt
Organism: Artibeus jamaicensis (Jamaican fruit-eating bat)
Lineage: Eukaryota; Metazoa; Chordata; Mammalia; Chiroptera; Phyllostomidae
Gene: TMEM191C
Product: transmembrane protein 191C
Exons: 10
Coding region: 1-912 (303 amino acids)
Source: RefSeq, a predicted model, not a curated record